This is a messenger RNA of Meloidogyne enterolobii, 525 nucleotides long. The record is from the annotation of a GenBank genome assembly. Lineage: Eukaryota; Metazoa; Nematoda; Chromadorea; Rhabditida; Meloidogynidae.
UAAUUGCUGUGGACAGAUAAUGAAGGUCAUGGACAGUGCUAAGAAAAUUACGUUGUUAUGUGCCUGUUCGAAUGGAGAAUUUUUGCAGUAACCGGUUUUAAGAAAUCAGUAGAUGGUUGUUUUGGAAAGAUUUGUACUUUGGGAUCUGUUGUAUCCUUUUUGAUGCUAAUAGCCCAGCGUUUUGAUGUCAGCCGGUUUGAUGGGAAGACGUAUUUUUCUACGCCAUUCGACUUUGAAUUAAUUGUGCAGCCUAAUUCUAAAUAUUAUUUGGUGGAAAGUGUUGCAAAAAGCGUCGACAGUUUUACUGAAAUGAAGAUAGGGGAAUUUUAUAAAGUCAAAUGCGUUUUAAUUACUGUUUUUAUGCCUUACGACAAGACUAAAGUUUGUGCCAUCGUUGGUGAUUUAAAGGGCCAUAGGGGUGAUUUAUAUGUUUCUGGAGAAGCUUUAGCUGAGAAAAUUGGAAAUGGAAAAGAAUAUAACCAAGUUGUUCUUAGCAAGUGUUUUGUCAAUAUUAACGGUUUUUAA